CUUGAAGAACUCAGUCCUCUAAAGAGGAACGAGAUCAGGAGCACGACUGGACUGACUGCCCGACUCCCUGAUGGGACCCCAAGCAUGCUGGGCUGCAGUCAGCUGACUGGACGAGAUGAUGGGUGUUCAUGCUAGUGGUCGGUAGUCAUUGAGACUGGUAAUGUUCUUUAUUUGCAGAGGGAUGAUGGUGGAGGACUUUAAGCAUGGUGGAAUGGAGCACUGGGUGAGGGACUAGCAUGGGCGCCGAAACAGGGGGGGCCAGGGGGCCAUUACCCCACCCCCCCACUUUACGGCCCUGCCCUGCCUGCCCGUCCGCUGGUCCCGCCAAACAUUUACAGAGACUGCACACAACUCUGACAAUCUGUGACUGACAUGUGUCUGUGUUUAUAUGCAGACAGAGGUACAGAUAAAACCUGCAGCGCUGAGAUCUGGACCAAAUCUAAGGCUCCAGAUCAGAACGGUCACCCAAAGAUGUUCUGGAGUGUGUAUAACAACAUCCCUCCUGUCACCGCCCUGCCUUUGAGAUGUAGCUACCACUUAAUGCGUGGUGAAAGGAGGCCACUAUGGGAGGAAGAAAGCAACGCAAAAGGAGGGGUAUGGAAAAUGAAAAUCCCAAAAGAAAACAGUUCUACAGUUUGGAAGGAGUUGUUACUUGCUACUAUCGGGGAGCAGUUUGCAGAUUACUGCACAUCAGAUGAUGAGGUUGUCGGCGUCAGUGUUAGUGUUCGAGAUCGGGAGGAUGUUGUACAAAUAUGGAACAGAGAUGCAACGCUUGCCGACAAAGCCAGUAUUUUGGGGAAAGUCUAUGAGCUGCUCCCGUAUAUAUCAUUUAAAGCAGUUUUUUAUAAGCCUCAUAUGGAUCAUCAUGCCUUUGAGGGAGGACGUUCAAGACAUUAGAUUGUGAAGCACUUUAAAUAAAAAACAAAACCCCAAACUCUGAACCUGCCUUCACGGAAGGCAAUGUCCACAACUUAAUUAAGGAUAGUAUUUUUUAUUUUUUUGCUUUCAAUGACAAGAGGUUAUCAAUAUAUUUUUAUAUCUUUUAAUGACUGCUGCCUUGUUUUAAUCAUAAUAUGGGUCCUGAAGCUCUGAAGGGUUGAGAGCUUGUAAACUGUAAAUCUCAUCCAUAAUGCGUUAAGUAGUGAAGGUGGCAAUAACCUGUUCUGCUAGAACUGUACUGGGACCACUCAUGUCAUUUCUGGUCAAGACUAUAAGUCGCGUUCAAUAUUUAGAAUAUUGCUGAAAAUUCUAACUGGUUGAAUGUGACUAUUGGCUGCACCUAUUAGUAUGUUUUUAACUGCGAUUUGCUGCUUUCCCAUCAUGAUCCAUUCAACUUUUUCAGUGCCAAAGCGUCUUCUGCUGUUUGUAAGAUGAUUUUGUUGUUUGCCCGUUUUGGGUUUUAUCGUCACAGAUGGAGUGAAUGUAAUAUUUGCUUUCUUAAACAGUGUGAACCCAUUGUAAAGCCAUCGUAAAGGAUCGAAGCGAAGUCCAGCACAGAUGUGGCCAUAAUUAUUUUUAAAGCUUUAUUUUUAUGGGCGAAAAAAAAAAAAGUGUUGAAAAAGUAUCAGGGAAUGUUUUAAUGUUAUUUUUUCCCCAAGCUCCAGGAUUCAAUAUUCUUGUUAAUUGAGCUCUGAAGUGAAGUUACUGAUUGUUGGAUAAUGAGGUAAUGCCAGACAUUUUUCUCCCUUCGCUCCUGCCGCUACAUGUUUCCACUGACGGUAAAUCUGCUAGUUUCCUUCCAGCCUUCUAGGUCAGUGAUUAUGUGUAGGUCAUACUGUUCUCAUGUUUUAGUGGUUUGAAGAUGGAUUAUGCUUUAAGAAGGCUGACUGAGUAACUGAGUUUUUAUGCAGACUGCUGCUUAGAGGGAUAAAAAGAAAACUAGAUCGGCUCCCAUCCAUGAAUAUGCAUCUGUCAUUUAACAACAACUUCAAGUUGUUUUUGAUUAAGUAUACGUUUAAGUUGUCUUGCAUGUUUUGUCACAUCACCUUUGUCGUUAAUCUCAUGUCAGGUCGAUGGUUUUCAAAAGGACCUUUGUUUCCUCUGUAAAGUCUUUUUGCAGUGACAUGGACAGAUCAAAUAAAAUGGAGCUGAAAAUAU
Messenger RNA from Poecilia reticulata (guppy), 2097 nucleotides. RefSeq names its product eukaryotic translation initiation factor 4E type 3. Gene Ontology annotation, cellular component: eukaryotic translation initiation factor 4F complex. Gene Ontology annotation, biological process: translational initiation. NCBI's taxonomy places the organism in Eukaryota, Metazoa, Chordata, Actinopteri, Cyprinodontiformes, Poeciliidae. The record is from RefSeq and is a predicted model, not a curated record. Gene Ontology annotation, molecular function: RNA 7-methylguanosine cap binding; translation initiation factor activity.